Anopheles aquasalis is the source of this 564-nucleotide messenger RNA. RefSeq names its product Defensin (gene Def). The record is from RefSeq and is a predicted model, not a curated record. Gene Ontology annotation, biological process: humoral immune response; defense response to bacterium. NCBI's taxonomy places the organism in Eukaryota, Metazoa, Arthropoda, Insecta, Diptera, Culicidae.
CUGUCGGAGAAUCUAUCAAACGGUGAGCUUCAGUCAAACUGUGUGUACACUCAGUAGCAGAAAACUUUUACCAACAACCCCCCGCAACAAACCAAAAACCUUCUCGCCAAUCAUCAUGAAGUGCGCAACGAUCAUCUGUGCCGUCGGUGUUGUCCUGGCAGCAAGCUUGCUGACCAGCAGCCAGGCAGCCGCCCCGGAGGCUGGACAGGAUGCUGUAGCUAGUGCUGCCGUUGCCGAUAGUCCGGCUCUGAAUACGCUCUUUGAUGAACUGCCGGAGGAGACGCACCAGGCGGCAGUUGAGAACUACCGGGCCAAGCGGGCCACCUGUGAUCUGGCCAGUGGCUUCGGGGUGGGCAGCAGUCUCUGCGCUGCCCACUGCAUCGCCCGUCGCUAUCGUGGCGGAUACUGCAACGACCGUGGCGUUUGCGUGUGCCGCCGUUAAGACCGACGCGAAAUGGAAUGCGCGACUAAUGAAAACAACUAAUACCGGCGCUGUGAUCCAACUAACUGUGAGAAGUCCAUUCAGAUAUGUUGCAAUAAAUGAACAGGCUUUUAAAAUUGAAA